UCUGAUGUUUUGAGGAAUGGUUAUGACUGUGUGAGUGUGUGUAUGCUGUGUGUGACAGGCUGUGUGUGACAUGGUGACCGACGGCGGAGGCUGGACGGUGUUCCAGCACCGGCUGGAUGGCUCUGAGUCGUUUAACCGCACCUGGGCUGAGUACCGGCAGGGCUUCGGACGGCCCCAGGGGGAACACUGGCUGGGCAACGGCGCGCUGCACGCACUCACGGCCAACGGGAGACACACACUCCGCAUCCACUUGCAGGACUGGCACAAACACACACGCCAUGCCACCUACAGCACCUUCAAAGUGGCGUCUGAGGCACAGAGGUUCCGCCUGACAGCUAAGGGCUACAGCGGGGACGCAGGCAACGCUCUGAGCUACAGUAAGCGCUACAACCAUGACGGUCGAGCGUUCAGCACCUACGACCGCGACCACGACCGCUACGCAGCCGGCAACUGUGCCCGUUAUUACGGCGCCGGGUGGUGGUUUGAUGCGUGCCUGGCCGCCAACCUCAAUGGACGCUACUACCACGGACGUUACAGCGGGCUUACCGAUGGCAUCUACUGGGGCAGUUGGUACAUCCUCACCGACGCCCGCUCUGGGGAGAGAUACUCAUUCAAGAGUGUGCAGAUGAUGACUAGACCUAGACUAGCAUAAUACUGAAGCAUAGAUAUUACUCCUCAUAUGCAAGUGGUAUUUUAAGUCUAU
Molecule: messenger RNA, 703 nt
Organism: Clupea harengus (Atlantic herring)
Lineage: Eukaryota; Metazoa; Chordata; Actinopteri; Clupeiformes; Clupeidae
Product: fibrinogen-like protein 1
Biological process (GO): fibrinolysis; positive regulation of heterotypic cell-cell adhesion; blood coagulation
Cellular component (GO): fibrinogen complex
Molecular function (GO): extracellular matrix structural constituent; protein-macromolecule adaptor activity
Source: RefSeq, a predicted model, not a curated record